This is a messenger RNA of Diospyros lotus (date-plum), 1261 nucleotides long. RefSeq names its product chloroplastic group IIB intron splicing facilitator CRS2-B, chloroplastic. Gene Ontology annotation, molecular function: peptidyl-tRNA hydrolase activity. The record is from RefSeq and is a predicted model, not a curated record. The transcript has 9 exons. Lineage: Eukaryota; Viridiplantae; Streptophyta; Magnoliopsida; Ericales; Ebenaceae. The coding region runs from base 243 to 995 and encodes 250 amino acids.
ACUUGUAAUUAUCUUUCACUCCAAGAGUUCGUCGAGCGGAAACGAAGCGAAAUCCAGGACUCUGAUUGAUAAUCAGAGAAGGUUGGUCGGUCUCAAAUCUCUUCUCAAUUGCUAAACCUCAAAGCUUCCCCUCUGCGAACCACCAUUUCGGGUUCGUUUCCUACUGAAGAAUUGUAGCUUGCAUCGUCAAUCUUGUAUUCUUGGCUCUGUUUCCGAAGACAAGUUCUGGGCAUCCCAAGUUAAUGGCCGACUCAGUUUUAGUGAUGUUGUAUGCAAUUUAUGCCCCUAAAACUUGCAUCUCCUUUCGAAGAAACCCUCUCAUCAAUCAAAGGCAAUUAGCUACAACAAGGUUUCGUGUAUCGGCUUCAUUACCGGGUCCGGAUGGAGUUAAGGUGGAAUAUACUCCAUGGCUAAUUGUUGGAUUGGGAAACCCUGGCAACAAGUAUCAUGGAACUAGGCACAAUGUUGGUUUUGAAAUGAUUGAUCACAUUUCUCAAGCAGAGGGAAUUGGGUUGAAUACCAUACAGUCAAAGGCCUUGAUUGGAAUAGGUUCAAUUGGGGAGGUACCAAUUCUGCUGGCAAAGCCUCAAGCCUACAUGAAUUUCAGUGGAGAAUCAGUUGGGCCACUUGCUGCAUAUUAUCAAGUGCCUUUGCGUCAUAUCCUUUUGGUUUAUGAUGAGAUGAGCCUACCAAAUGGUGUUUUAAGGAUUCAGCCAAAAGGAGGGCAUGGCCAUCACACCGGGGUGAAGAGUGUGAUAGACCAUCUGGACGGUUGCCGUCAAUUUCCACGGUUGUGCAUAGGGAUUGGAAACCCACCCGGUACAAUGGACAUGAGGGCUUUUCUUCUCCAGAAAUUUAGUUCGUUGGAACGGCAACAGGUGGAUGCAGCAUUAGAGCAAGGGGUUGAUGCAGUGAGGAAUGUGGUACUCCAUGGGUUCAACAGCAGCACAACUAAAUUCAAUCUGGAGCAGAAGUACAAAUAUCACAAGGUUUAAGUGGCACUUCCACAACUCACUAAAAACACAAGAGUGGGCAUUCAUUUUGUGAUCACAUCCUGUCUUAGAUCAGAAGUCAAUACAUAUUCUGAAUUGACGUUUGGAUUUCUUGAAGACAAACUCAUUGAUUGAUACCUUGUACCCUAAUUCUAUGACCUAGUAUCUUGUGUUAUCGCCUUCUCUGUUUGUGGCAUAUCUGCAGCAACUGCUUUGCAAUUCAAUGGUUUGAAACCCAUCUCUUGAUCUUCAUCCUUAUCAUUGUAGUU